AUGCCUGAGUCUACUCCACAGCCGGCGGGUGUUCCAUCCGUCAGCGAGGAUAUAUACGUGCUAGGUGGACAAGGAACCACGGCGACCUCCAGUGCUGAAACAGUAGCAACAGCUCUCCAAGAUGCUCAGCAACCUCUUGGGAAGGUUCUCGUAUCCGCAUGUCACGUUAUCUUCCUUGACGAGCUCGCCUCGCUCUCUCCAGCCGAACUGACACUAUGCGGACUAGACCCUAGCCAGCUCCAAAGUGCUGCUACGCUGCUGGAUGUCCCCACUGACUUACAAUCGCACCCUAUUCUUGCCAACGUCAAUCUGUAUCUCACACAACUGCUGCGUUUCGUCGCCAACACACAUUCUUCCGACCUUGCUUGUGCACGCCGUUCUGCCGUUCUUGGCUUCUCCACAGGUCAGCUCGCUGCUUCAGUCAUCGCUGCUUCAACAGGAAUCUCGAGUUUUCUUCAUCAUGCGGUCGCAGUGCUCCGUUUCGCGUUCUGGUUUGGAUACAAUGUGCACAAAUUCGUCUCCGGUGGAGAACAUUCGAGCACCAACAGCUCUCCGUGGAGUGUAGUCUUGCUUGGUUGGUCCAGAGAUGAGGUUGCAGACGCUGUGGGUGUAUUCAACGACGCUCAUCCGAAUAGUCCCCCAGUCUACCUCACCGCCGUAACGAACGAAAGUUGUACGACGGUCUCUGGACGACCGGAAGCUGUCUCCGAAUUCGAAGCUACCCAUAGACCUUCCUCAACAUCCGCAUCGCACUUCGCGCAUAUACACGCCUUGUACCAUGCGCCUGUCCUCCGACCUACGAGAGAACGCGUCCUCGCCGACUUGCGAAGGCGGAAUGUACAGUUUCCGGCCUACGGUGAUCUCAGACGAAGCCUUCGCUCGUCAAUAGACGGCAGUCUUAUCGACUCGCUGCAUCACACUUCCGGCUCGACACUCGUUGAGGACGUCCUUGACAUGCUUCUCCUGCAUCCUGUCAACUUCGAUAAGGUGGUGGAAGGCAUUCGCAUUGAUCUAUCUACUAAGGAUGUCCAAUCCAUCCGCUUGGUAAAUCUGGGACCAGGUACAGGCCUCUGGCGUAGUGCGGUGCGCGACCUGCGGACUCGUGGUCUGUCAGUCGAUGCUGUCGACUGGCCUCCCCCAACCUCCGUUUCCGAUGUGAUUUCCGUACCUCGUCAACCAUCCAUCGCCGAAAGGCAUUUUCAGAAGGAGCCUAUCGCGAUUGUCGGCAUGGCGCUAAACUUCCCCGGGGCUCCAAAUGCCGCUGAGCUUUGGAGGGUGCUCGAAGAAGGCAUCAACACAGUCAGCGAGAUACCUUCUGAACGCUUCGACGUUGCCAACUACAUGCGCGACGCGGAUGACACGGGGCGAUCCUUGCGGUCUGUCCGCGGCAACUUCCUCGAGGACGCCGACGUCUUCGACAACGCGUUCUUUCGCGUGAGUCCCCGCGAGGCGCGCAGUAUGGACCCGCAGCAGCGCGUCCUGCUCCACGUCGCGUAUCAUGCGCUCGAGGACGCGGGGUACGUCCCGAAGGCUACGGCGUCGUUUGACCCGGAGACGUUCGCCGUGCACGUCGGGGUCGCUACCAAUGACUACGUGCAGAACCUGAAGGAUGAUGUGGACGUGUAUUACAGUACUGGCACAUUGCAGGCGUUCCUGAGUGGUAAAAUCUCGUAUGCAUUCGGGUUUGGAGGUCCUUCCGUCGUCGUCGAUACGGCAUGCUCAUCCGCCAUUGUCGCCAUGUACCAGGCCUGCCGGUCGUUGCAGGCUGGUGACUGUAACGCCGCUCUUGCUGGCGGCGUCAAUAUCAUUGCAAGCCCUGAUAUGCACGUCGGGCUUGACCGUGCCCACUUCCUCAGCCCCACAGGACAGUGUCGCCCCUGGGACGCCUCCGCAGAUGGCUAUUGCCGCGCGGAAGGUUGCGGUAUGUUCGUCCUCAAGCGACUCUCCGACGCGCGCGCCGAGAACGACCGCAUCCUCGGCGUCAUCCGCGGCAUCGAGGUCAACCAGUCCGGGACGGCCGACUCGAUCACACACCCGCACGUCGCAACGCAGACGAGGCUCUUCAGGAAGGUGCUCGACUCCGCGGGCGUGCGCCCCGCGGAGGUGAGCGUCGUGGAGGCCCACGGGACGGGGACGCAAGCGGGCGACCCUGCGGAGAUCGAGGCGCUGCGAAGUGUUUUUGGUGCGGAUGAGGAACGGGAGUGUGUGUUGCGUAUCACUUCGGUGAAGGCGAAUGUUGGACAUGCGGAGGCGGCCUCGGGCGCGGCGAGCCUCGCGAAGCUCGUGCUAAUGAUGCGGCAUAGAAAGAUCCCAAGGAACAUCUCGCUGAAGCGGCUCAACUCGAGGAUCCCGCCGCUCGAGAAGGAUGGGCUUUGCAUCGAUACAGAGGUGUCUGCUUGGGACCUGCCGAGGAACGUUGGUAGGCGUGUGGCCUUGCUGAACAACUUCGGGGCUGCUGGGUCGAACGCGGCGUUGGUACUUGAGGAGCCACCUCUGCUGCCCGAGUCGACGGCUGAAGAGAAGCAGCGGACUGUUGUCCUUGGCCUAUCCUGCGACAGCGUCGGAGCUCUGGAAGAGCUCCGUGAAGGGUGUCUGGCGGCUCUGGGCGAUCCUUCGUUGGAUGAUGCUUCACUCGCCGACUUCGCCUACACCGCAACAGCACGAAGACAAGCCUACAGAUACCGCGUAGCUGCCCACGGCCAGUCAAAGGAAGAGCUAUGUCGUGAACUCCGGGCAGCGCCCGUCGUGCAGGUCGGCGAGCACACCAAGAAGGUCGUCUUUCUGUUCUCUGGGCAAGGCGGACAGUACUGGGGUAUGGGCUCGGGGCUAUACGAAGUCGUGCCGAGCUUCCGACAGGCGGUCGAUCUGUGCCAUAAGAAACUGGUCUCUUGGGGAUACCAAGGAGUGCUCGAUAUGAUCAGAGGCGUAUUUGCUCGCAACGACAACGGGAUCGGUGCCAGUCAUUGCCUGGAGACGACGCAUUGCGCGCUCUUCGUCCUGGAGUACGCGCUGGCGCGUAUGUGGAGAUCCUGGGGGGUACACCCUGACAUAGUCAUUGGCCAUAGCCUCGGAGAAUACGCCGCGCUGCUCUGCGCUGAAGUCAUCAGUCUCGAUGAUGCCCUUCGUUUGGUGGCCCAGCGAGCCAGGUUGACGAGCGAGCAUUGUUCACGAGGCACUUCCGGGAUGCUCGCUGUCAGGGCAGAUCCAAGUCUUGUCACAGAAAUGUUGAAGCAAGACGCGACUUACGAAGGGCUCUCCCUUGCGUGUCAUAACAGUGAUACAGAUUGCGUCGUCGGCGGGCAUUCGACUCAGCUGGAGCUCUUCGAGAUGGCCUGCCAACGCUCCGGGUACCCAUGCAAGCACCUGGACGUCCAAUAUGCGUAUCACACAUCUUCCAUGAACCCGAUCGUCGAUGGGCUUCUAUCUCUUGGCCAAACCAUACAGUUCUCGGCUCCGAAGGUACCGCUGGUGUCCACAGUACUUGGCGGCGUCGCUCGGAUCGGCGAUGAUGCUUCGUUCACUCCAGACUACUUCGCGAAGCACUGCAGAGAUCCGGUGCUCUUCCGCCAGGGCAUACAGGCCCUCUUCCGUCACGAUCCAAGUGCCAGGGACGCGGCAUGGCUUGAACUCGGUCCUCAUGCGACGACAUCUCCGUUGCUACGUGCAAACGGCUUGACCGGAGGUGGUGUGGUCAUGUCUACGUUGCGCAAGGGACAAGCGGACGAAGACUCCGUCUGCCGUGUCCUCAGCCAGAUGUACUGCGCUGGCGUCGAGGUCGACUGGCGUAGCAUCUUCGCAGAUCUAACGCCGGGCGCCAAGGUUACAGACACUCCGUCGUAUCCUUUCACUAAGACGCGCUUCUGGGUACGCUACUCAGAGAGCAAACGACCGCGAACAUCCGGCCCCAGCCGCAAACCGUCGUCGACAUUCUCCAGCAACAUUAUAGGUGGCAAGUGCAUCCAUUGGCCAGCAACAAACGGCGAUCUACCUGCGCUGUUCGAACUUGACAUCGCCCAGCUAUCUCAGUUCAUAGACGGCCACCAAGUUGUGGGAUCCCCCCUCUGUCCUGCGUCCGUCUAUCAGGAGCUCAUUCUCGCGGCUGGUCAUGCCUGGUGCGAGAGGAUAGGGCUUCCCCCCUUUGCGUCAUCGCUCGUACUGUCCGGUAUCACGUACGAGGCUCCUCUCGUCUAUGCUUCCCAUCGUCUGAGUACUGUGAGAGUCGAAAUCUCCUCGAAAGGCGCGGAGGGUGGCUUCAAUGCACAGUUCGUAAUCCAUUCCGCAGUCUCACGUACGCGGGGACCGUGGCAAUCGCACUGUACGGGAAGCGUAUACGCGGACCUCUCCGACUCUAUCAAGGAGCGUCUCUCGCGUUUCCAGGACAAGAUCCAGGAGUGCAUCGAGUCUCUUCGGAUAGGGGCUCGGGACAGCCGCACACUGUACGCGUCUACGAUCUAUGAAGGCGCGUUUUCUAGGGUGGUCGACUACUCGAACUUGUUCCGUACCAUCAAGGUCAUCACAAUACGGUGCGAUGGCGCGGAUGCGUAUGCGCUGGCGCAAUCGCCUACGGCGGAUACCGGGCAAUACAUCGUUCACCCAGUCUUCAUGGACACGCUCCUGCAUACAGCAGGUUUCCUCCUGAACCACGAAUCCGAUGCUGACGGCCACAUCUUCGUUUGCAGCCACGUUCAGACCGUCGUGGUGCUCCCUGACUUCCUCCGCCCAUCUGCUAUGUUCGGGGUGUACUGUCAAAUUGGCUACCUCUCGCAGACCAUGGCCAUUGCUGAUGCCUAUGCCAUCGACCUGGAAGGAGGAUCAGGUCAAGUCUUCGCGCACAUGGGCAAGAUACAAUUUCGCAGGCUAUCCGUGACGGGCUUCAAGGCGAUCCUUUCCAUGAGUGUCGACGAAUCCUUCCACCGUCUCCCACCAUUCCCUGCAUCUGAUACCCCGGGCUCAUCAACGCAGCUUCUUUCUGUGCAGGCUUGCAUCCUCCAGCUGGUUGCGCGAAUGUGCGACAUCCCUCUCGAUCAUGUCAACCCCGAGUCGCGCCUCAAAUACCUCGGCGUGGACUCCCUGAUGAGCAUCGAACUGAUCGGUCGCCUGAAUGAUACAUAUUCGUCGCUCAACAUGAGCCCGCGCACAUUGGGUCAUCUCGAGCGAAUCAGCGACCUGGUCGACUUCGUAGAGCAGCGGAUCUUCCUACAGGCAGAUGCAAGCCAUGACUCCGGACUACCCGAUGACGCGCGGCGAGGCAGCAUACCUUCUGUGACCCGGGUCACGGCCGAGUACGUGAAGAGCGUGCUCGCAGGUGUCCUGGACAUACCGCCAGAGAAGUUAGGUGAUGACGAGCACCUAGACCGCCUCGGACUCGAUUCGUUGUCGUCUAUAGAGGUUCGACAUGCGCUUAGUACAGCCUAUGGCUAUCGAAUCCCGCUGGAUGUCUUCGCUAGAUGCAAGACUGUCAAGGACCUCUCAAGUGUGCUCGCAGGUUGUGCAGCUUGCUCCAGCCCAUCUGCAAAUCCUUCCGUGGACCUGGGGGUGGGGACGAGCCCAUUUCUUUUGCAAGAUAGCGAACACCAGACGGCGACUCCUCUAGUGCUAAUCCACGAUGGCAGCGGAAUGGUGCAUCCGUACAUGCGCCUAGGCGACCUUGGUCGGUGCGUCUGGGGUAUCCACAACCCCAAGCUAUCCACGGGAGAUGAGUGGAAAGGCGGCAUCCCAGAAAUCGCUGAAUACUAUGCGAGCCUUAUUAGCGCAGCGUUAGAUGCGGACCGUCCUUGCAUACUUGGAGGGUGGUCCUUUGGCGGCGUUGUCGCAUUCGAGGUAGCCCGCCUGCUGAUUGAAAGCGGACAUCGAGUAGAAGGCCUGCUCCUCAUCGACUCCCCACACCCUCAAAUAAGCUGUGCGCUUCCGGAAGCGGUCAUCGACGCCGUCGUCAGCGCGAAAGUGGCGAAUCCCAGACACGCCGAACUCAUGCGUCUGCAGAUGCGCUUUGCGUCGAAGGCCUUGACGCUCUACGACCCUGCGCGCUCACCUGCGUGCCACGUCGAGGCACCGAGGACCGUGAUGCUGCGGUCCCAGGAGGCUUACGACAUCGAUAUGGAGGGAUGCGAGACCGCGGUGUUUCUGACCGAUAGACGAGAUCGAAACAAGGCUGUCGAGGGUUGGCAGAGAUUGCUCGGUGCAAUGGUCCCCAUCAUCGACAUCCCCGGUAAUCACUUCCAGCCGUUCGAACAUGAGAACGUACGUAUCCAAGUAAAACGGACUCCCUUCGCGAUGUUGACGUUCUGA
Messenger RNA from Rhodofomes roseus, 6288 nucleotides. Its product is annotated as ketoacyl-synt-domain-containing protein. Gene Ontology annotation, biological process: fatty acid biosynthetic process. Gene Ontology annotation, molecular function: fatty acid synthase activity; phosphopantetheine binding; 3-oxoacyl-[acyl-carrier-protein] synthase activity. The record is from RefSeq and is a predicted model, not a curated record. The coding region runs from base 1 to 6288 and encodes 2095 amino acids. The transcript is spliced from 8 exons. Lineage: Eukaryota; Fungi; Basidiomycota; Agaricomycetes; Polyporales; Fomitopsidaceae.